UUUCAGUAUAUAUUACUGUCAUUCAAGGUGGCACCAUCAAGAUUCAAGAUGUCCUUAGAAACCUUCUCAGUCGAACUGUCUCACUGCUCUAUCUAGGCAUCUUGAUGUAACCUUUCUCGGAUUCAUCCUUCCCAAAUACGGAAGUCCCGGAAGCGGCUGCCCAAGGCUCAGUCGAGUGACAGCAGGAGAGCGCCGGGGACGCCAGGACCAGACCGCCAUAGCCGAUACACAUCUCGCUUUUUCUAAAGAAAACGUGAGAGUAAACCCCGGAUCCCUUGUCAGAGGACCGUUGACAUGGAAACACUGGUUGAGCGUCUGGAGCAGGCAGUAAUUCGUCUGGAGGCGGUGGCGGUCAAACUGCAGAACUGUCCUGGGGGUUUGGUCAACGGAGACAUCAGCAGCAUUAUCAACGGAGUGUCUUUACCUCGAAAGGCAACAUUCACCAAUCUAAGUUUCUCAUCAGUGCUGAAAGACAUGGGCUGGGAGAGGGUUUUAUCUCCUAUAGCAGAGAUGGUGAGCAAUGCCCUUCAGGUCCAGCGUGCUUUCCUCAAAAUGACCAUGACACAUAAGGAGCCGGCAAAGACAGAGAUGGCUGACCUCCUCAGACCCCUCUCCGACCAGAUCCAGGAGGUCCAGAAUUUCCGGGAGAAGAACCGCGGCAGCAGACUGUUCAACCACCUGUCUGCCGUGAGCGAGAGCAUCCCCGCUCUGGGUUGGGUGGCUGUGUGUCAGAAACCAGGGCCGUAUGUGAAAGAGAUGAACGAUGCUGCAAUAUUCUACACAAACAGAGUCCUGAAAGAUUACAAAGACACUGACCCAUGUCAUGUUGAGUGGGUUCGUUCCUAUCUGAACAUCUGGACUGAACUUCAGACCUACAUAAAAGAGCACCACACCACUGGACUCUUCUGGAACAAGACUGGUCCUGUAGCCCCUCCCUCACUGUUCAGUGCUUCUUCUGGUGGUCCUUGCCCUCCUCCUCCUCCUCCUCCACCAGGUCCUCCUCCGAUGUUCAUGGAUGACAGCCCCAAACCCGACGACACAGCAGCCCAGCACUCAGCUCUGUUUGCACAGCUCAACCAGGGAGAGGUCAUCACUAAAGGUUUGAAGCAUGUGUCUGAAGAGCAGAAGACCCAUAAGAACCCCAACGUGCGCUCUCAGGGAGGGAGGACACACCAGGGAUCUCCAGCCAAAAGUCAGAACCCCAGCACAUCUGCGUGCGCACCUGCCAAAAAACAUUCCCCCGUGCUGGAGCUGGAAGGAAAGAAGUGGAGAGUGGAGCACCAGGAGAAGUCUCAUGACCUGGUGAUAGAGGAGACCGAGCUCAGACAGGUGGUUUAUGUCUUUAGCUGUAGCAACUCCACACUCCAGAUCAAAGGCAAAGUCAACUCCAUCAUAGUGGAUAACUGUAAGAAGCUCGGACUCGUGUUUGACAGUGUGGUGGGCAUCGUUGAGAUCAUCAACUCCAGAGACAUUCAGCUUCAGGUUAUGGGAAAAGUUCCUACUAUUUCUAUUAACAAGACUGAGGGGUGCCAUGUCUACUUGAGCAAGGAUUCACUUGACUGUGAGAUUGUCAGUGCCAAGAGCUCUGAGAUGAACGUCCUCGUUCCUGAGGGAGAAGAUGAUUAUAGGGAGUUUCCAAUCCCAGAGCAGUUUAAAACGGUUUGGGACGGCUCCAGCCUGGUGACAGAGCCCACAAAGAUUGCUGGUUGAUUCCUUUUCCAGCUCGUCAUCGCUUUCCUCCUACCCAGAAUUCUUCAUGCACUUUCACUGUAUCACACUGUUAGUGGAGACGGAAGAAUUCAUACAUUGUGGUUAUGAGAGGUGUAGAUUUAGGCUCAGAAAAUGCAAAAUAUGGACAAAAAGUUCCAUUUUCCACAAACCAAUUAUGAAACAUUUCAACAAAUGGAGAUGUUUCUCCUUAACUAAGCAGCAAUAAAAAUACAUAAUAUACAUAUAUUAAUUAUUAUACAUUAAAAGUAAUUACAGAUGAUGGCACCAUUAUGUGUGAAUAUGGGAAUUUUUUUAGGCAGCAACUCAAAGUACUAAGUUAAAAUAAUGAAUCAGUAAGCAAUCAGAUGUUUACUU
Molecule: messenger RNA, 2085 nt
Organism: Sinocyclocheilus grahami
Lineage: Eukaryota; Metazoa; Chordata; Actinopteri; Cypriniformes; Cyprinidae
Gene: cap2
Product: cyclase associated actin cytoskeleton regulatory protein 2
Exons: 13
Coding region: 295-1710 (471 amino acids)
Biological process (GO): actin filament organization; cell morphogenesis; cytoskeleton organization
Cellular component (GO): cytoplasm
Molecular function (GO): adenylate cyclase binding; actin binding
Source: RefSeq, a predicted model, not a curated record